AUGCAACAACCUUCGGUAUUCUCACGGAUAUCGAUAUCCGCAGCAUUCUCGACAUAUCUUUUUAUAAUAUUAUUUACAACAAAUACAUUGGCGGCAUUUAUACGUCCAACUGAAACUAGAGAUUUACCAGCAAUAUCGAUACCUCGAUCUUUACUGAUACCCCGAGCGCCGAUCUAUAAUUUGACAGAAGCUUUUGUUCAGGCUUGUGGAGAGAAUUAUGUCGUCUGUGGCGAAACAAGUUGCUGUGUUGCGGGGAAUGAGUGUUUAAUAGGCUCACAAUCAGGUGGCCGCUUCUGUAGAGGUCUCGAUGGGACUACUGCGACCCCCUCUACAACCCCAACCCCUUCUUCAUCCUCUAAAGUCCCCAUAGGCGCAAUAGUGGGAGGUGUUUUAGGCGCAUUAGCCGCAAUUGCAAUUGCCUGCAUCCUUUAUCUUCUCCACCGACGACGACGUCCACCAACAACCCCCGCAAUUCCACAAGCACCAAUACCAAAUCUUCCCAACGUAAUAGAAGCGAAAUACCCACCUCCACACGAAACUUCGUAUUCGGGCGAGAAUUGGCCGCCAGGAAGUUUUCUAUAUCACAGCAGAAAUCGAAGCGUCAGCACUGCAAGCCAAUCAUGUGUUAGCCCUGAUGGCCACGGAUGCGAGCCUAAUGUUAAGAAAUACACCGACAACACAGAUCAAGAUGCGAUCAUGGAGCUGCCUGGAACGCAACCGACAAUAGAGCUACAAGGCGACGAUGGCUAUUUCGCCGCAAAACCGUACAUACCGCCGCCACCGGCGGAUAACGUCGCGGAACUCCGGUCGCCAACGGAAGCAGUUUCACCAAUGAGCCCAAGCCCUCGGCGGCUGUCGGUGCAAUAUUGGAAAAAGGGUAGAGGAACUUAA
Orbilia oligospora ATCC 24927 is the source of this 891-nucleotide messenger RNA. RefSeq lists its product as uncharacterized. The transcript is spliced from 2 exons. NCBI's taxonomy places the organism in Eukaryota, Fungi, Ascomycota, Orbiliomycetes, Orbiliales, Orbiliaceae. Bases 1 to 891 code for a protein of 296 amino acids. The record is from RefSeq and is a predicted model, not a curated record.